This is a messenger RNA of Aspergillus saccharolyticus JOP 1030-1, 314 nucleotides long. RefSeq lists its product as uncharacterized. Bases 56 to 220 code for a protein of 54 amino acids. The record is from RefSeq and is a predicted model, not a curated record. NCBI's taxonomy places the organism in Eukaryota, Fungi, Ascomycota, Eurotiomycetes, Eurotiales, Aspergillaceae. The transcript has a single exon.
GCUUAGACGAUGAUGAUAGAUGAAAUGCACACCACUUCAAAUGAUCUCUCCCAUCAUGCAUCAUGUAGUGGGCAUGACCAUGUUAUAUAUUUACUACGUCUAUAUAUACGCCUUUGGCUUUGUUCUUGUUUUGUUUUCUUUUACUUGCUAUGCUUCUGGUACUGCUAUUAAAAGAUGGUGGUGCAUUACUGAAAAUGCCAGAGGAUGGGUCAAUGUGUAAGGUGGAAUGGACAGGACUCACAGCAUGCAUGCCACAAACGAGAGCGCUCUCAACUGGAUUGACUGAGCAAAAACAAGAAGUAACUAGAAAAGAG